Molecule: messenger RNA, 824 nt
Organism: Branchiostoma floridae (Florida lancelet)
Lineage: Eukaryota; Metazoa; Chordata; Leptocardii; Amphioxiformes; Branchiostomatidae
Product: tumor necrosis factor receptor superfamily member 11B-like
Exons: 4
Coding region: 180-809 (209 amino acids)
Molecular function (GO): protein binding
Source: RefSeq, a predicted model, not a curated record
AGUGAACUACAGGUCAAUGAACUUUAACCUUUAACUUGAUUCAAAAAGCACGCAACAUUCCGUGUUGGGACGGUAGAGGUGGGAGGGCGGCUGUCAUGUAGCGGGAUUUUUCCCGAACGUUCUAACACAUUUAGAGGUAGAUUCUACUCUUCUAUCACAAGGUUCAGCCAGGAGUGGACAUGUGGGCACUGUACACAAUAUGCUGUGGAAUUCUAUUGACCAUUAAUUUGUUAGUAAGAUGUGAGGCAGACGAACCACCCCCCAAAUGGGAAUACUACAACCCGCUGUCAGGUGUAACACUGCUCUGUGAUUGGUGCGCUCCUGGGGAGUUCAUGGUCACGGAAUGUACGGAAACAACCGUCACACAGUGUCGCACAUGCGCAGAGAACGAGUACACAGAACACUACAACCACGUCAGGGAGUGCUUCCGAUGCAGGGAAUGUCUGAAAGCCCACGAGCACGUCUUGUUAGGUUGCACACCUACCAACAACAGACAGUGCGUGUGUGAAGACGGCUACUUCCUGGCCUCAGAGUUCUGUUUUCAGCACACGAAAUGUCCCAUACGCUAUGGGGUCGUACAGAGAGGUACCCCCUGGAAGAACACCAAAUGUAGACGGUGCAGUUCAGGCACAUUCUCUAACGUGGAGUCCAGCAUGGCCACAUGUAGGAACCACACGGACUGUGGGCCCAUGGGGCUGUGUGUCACACAGAGGGGCAACAGGGGGGUGGACAACGUCUGUGGAAUAUGUCCCCACUAUAACACAAGUAAGGAUGUAUUUCGUGAACGUUGGGCUUACAGAUCUAGAUGAGAUGAACACAAAAUA